AUGCGUCUGUGGGAUGUCCGGACGGGUGAAUGCUUGUUUGUGUGGGAGUUCCCAACGGCGGCCAAGUGUGUAUCGUUCAACAAGCACGGUACACAAAUCCUCGUGGUGACCGAGGAGCGGAUGGGUUAUCGUGGUGCGCUGCGCGUAUUCAAUAUUAAUCGUGACCCAUCCUCAUGGAAAAAGCAGGAGACGGAGCCCAUGCGCACGAUCACAUUUUCGGGCAGCAAAGCGACUGUGGCCUCCUUCGACGUAUUCGACAAGCACAUUCUCACUGGACAUGAGAAUGGGAAAGUCGCUUUGUAUGCGCAUGAUACUGAAGAAGGUGAAUCCGGUAUUGAUGCUGAGCUCGAGAUUCAUCAAGUCAAAGCCCACGCGGAAAAUGUCACUGACUUGCAGCUCGGCUGGGAUGGCACCUAUAUCGUUACUUCUAGCAAGGACAAGACAGCUCACAUCAUCGAUGCAUCGACGCUUGAUGUGAUCAAGACGUAUGCUACAGACACACCGCUGAAUUCGGCUAUUUCUCUACCUACGCGGCCGUAUGUCGUGAUGGGUGGUGGUCAAGAAGCCAUGAGUGUCACCACGACGAGUGCACGUCAGGGCAAAUUUGAGUCGCGUUUCUGGCACAAGAUCUUUGAGGAAGAGUGCGCCCGCCUUCCUGGUCACUUUGGUCCUAUCAACACUUUGGCCGUGCAUCCCACUGGCAACGCGUAUGCCAGCGGUGGUGAAGACGGCUAUGUCCGUAUCAACUGGUUCGACGAGUCAUUCUUUAAAAGCCGUCCAUACGGCCCUGACUUUGAAAUCGCUAACGAGGACCAAUAA
This is a messenger RNA of Malassezia globosa CBS 7966, 819 nucleotides long. RefSeq lists its product as uncharacterized. Gene Ontology annotation, biological process: cytoplasmic translational initiation. NCBI's taxonomy places the organism in Eukaryota, Fungi, Basidiomycota, Malasseziomycetes, Malasseziales, Malasseziaceae. The transcript has a single exon. Gene Ontology annotation, molecular function: translation initiation factor activity; protein binding; RNA binding. Gene Ontology annotation, cellular component: eukaryotic translation initiation factor 3 complex, eIF3m. The record is from RefSeq and is a predicted model, not a curated record. The coding region runs from base 1 to 819 and encodes 272 amino acids.